Messenger RNA from Xenopus laevis (African clawed frog), 973 nucleotides. It is a transcript of the gene emp2.S, whose product is annotated as epithelial membrane protein 2 S homeolog. Lineage: Eukaryota; Metazoa; Chordata; Amphibia; Anura; Pipidae. The transcript is spliced from 5 exons. Gene Ontology annotation, cellular component: plasma membrane; membrane raft; Golgi membrane. The record is from RefSeq and is a predicted model, not a curated record. Bases 365 to 862 code for a protein of 165 amino acids.
CCCCACAUUACACACACUUAUAAAAAGUCAGUGCAUUUUUCGAAUUCGAAAAGUGUUUUGGGGGUGGGAAAGCUCCCCUUUCAAAUGUGUGUGUGUUUUUACUUGAUUUGUAUAGACAGAGUGGAUUCUAUUUCAGUCCCCACCCAGACUGCUUGUGACUCCUAUGAGAGAAGGGGAGGGCACUGGAGUGCUGUGAGACUGCUCCAAAACAAGUGGCAGCUUGAUAGCGCGCAGGCACACACACUUGCACCCAAACUGCUACACCUCCCUCUACUCAUCUGCUUCUCUGCCCCUCGGCCUGGAUCAGACCCUGCCUUCAAAAUCAUUUGCAGCUUAAGCUAGUAGUGAAGAAAAAGGUGCAAAGAUGCUGGUCGUCCUGGCUUUCAUUAUCAUCUUUCACAUAACAUCCAUAGCACUGCUCUUCAUCUCCACCAUAGACAAUGUCUGGUGGGUAGGAGAUAACUUCUCUGUUGACAUUUGGAGAUCCUGUUUAACCAACGGCACCAACACAGUGUGCAAUGACAUUGCAAGCAGUAACCCAUCAUAUCAAGCCAUUCAGACCAUCCAGGCAACAAUGAUCCUAGCUACUAUCUUGUGCUGCAUUGGGUUUUUCAGUUUCAUCCUUCAGCUCUUCCGCCUCAAACAAGGAGAGAGAUUUGUGCUAACUGCCACCAUUCAGAUAUUGUCAUGCCUCUGUGUCAUGAUUGGUGCCUCUAUUUACACUUCCAUGCACGACCAGUUCCACCCAGAGCUUAAACCCGACGCCGGCAAAUUUGGCUACUCAUUUGUCAUCGCCUGGAUCGCCUUUGCCUUCACACUAACGAACAGCAUCAUGUACCUUAUACUAAGAAAGCGCAAAUAAUGACCACGGCAGCUAGUCCAUUUCUUAUCACUACAGAAACCAAAUCCAGAUAAUCGUUUUGUAUAUAACCAUUUAUUGUGGUUUUGUAGUAAAGGUAUUGUUUCUUAAAAA